Neomonachus schauinslandi (Hawaiian monk seal) is the source of this 564-nucleotide messenger RNA. RefSeq names its product olfactory receptor 49-like. The record is from RefSeq and is a predicted model, not a curated record. Gene Ontology annotation, cellular component: membrane. Lineage: Eukaryota; Metazoa; Chordata; Mammalia; Carnivora; Phocidae. The transcript has 2 exons. Gene Ontology annotation, molecular function: olfactory receptor activity; G protein-coupled receptor activity. Bases 10 to 564 code for a protein of 184 amino acids. Gene Ontology annotation, biological process: G protein-coupled receptor signaling pathway.
UGGAAAGACAUGCCCAUGGAAAUGGGGAAUGUUACAAAUGUCCAAGAAUUCAUCUUGGAGGGGUUUCCUGCCAUCCAGCACCUGGGAAAGGUCCUCUUCCUGGUGCACCUGCUGGCAUACCUGGCAUCCAUUGUAAGCAAUGCUGUCAUAGUCACCAUCACCUCUGCUGACUCCCGGCUCCACACACCUAUGUACUUUUUCCUCAGCAUUUUCUCCUUCUUGGAGUGUGGUAUCAUAAGUGCUGUUAUUUCUAAGUUGCUGGUCAUCUUUCUCUUAGGCAAGCAAACCAUUUCCCUUCCUGCCUGUUUCAUACAGGCAUUUGUCACUGUAUUUCUGGGAUCGGCAGUUUUUUUCCUCAUAGCAGUGAUGUCUCUGGAUCGGUAUGUGGCCAUUUGCAAGCCUCUGCAUUACCUGACCAUCAUGAACCUGAAGACUUGCUUCCUCCUGGUCACUGCCUGCUUCGCUUUGGCCUUCCCUCUCAUCACUGGUCUGGUAGUAAAGGUUUCCCAGUUACCCUUCUGUGGCCCCCAUGUCAUCCCCCACUUCUUCUGUGACCUUGCUUAG